Engraulis encrasicolus (European anchovy) is the source of this 3563-nucleotide messenger RNA. It is a transcript of the gene slc7a1a, whose product is annotated as solute carrier family 7 member 1a. Gene Ontology annotation, cellular component: plasma membrane. The transcript has 12 exons. Lineage: Eukaryota; Metazoa; Chordata; Actinopteri; Clupeiformes; Engraulidae. Gene Ontology annotation, molecular function: L-ornithine transmembrane transporter activity; L-arginine transmembrane transporter activity; L-lysine transmembrane transporter activity. The coding region runs from base 713 to 2686 and encodes 657 amino acids. Gene Ontology annotation, biological process: L-ornithine transmembrane transport; L-arginine import across plasma membrane. The record is from RefSeq and is a predicted model, not a curated record.
AAAGAUCAUCACACAUGACCACACAGCGCCCUUAGCCUCACACACCACCACCACACAACCUUUCACACAUCACCAUCGGCUUCAAACAUCACCUCAACCAACAUCACACAACCUUCAUCAUACCACCUUGAAAACACAGCCACCGCAAGGCACAGUCAUUAGCAGUGCACCUCACCACGCAUAACCACAGCCACCAAGCACUCUCCACCUCCCCCACACAUAACCACACACCUCCCGCCACAGCUAGCCACCCGCAUCCCCACUGCCCUGCAUAUAACCAUACGCACAUUUCCACCUCUCCACACAUAACCACACACACAACUCUGUACUUUUUAGCCCACAUAUCCGCACCUCCGUAAACAUAACCCCCUCACACAUAGCACAUUAGACAUAACACAUUACACAUAACACAUUAGACAUAACACAUUACACAUAACACAUUAGACAUUAUACGUUACAUAUAACACAUUACACAUAACACAUUAGACAUAACACAUAAUACAUUACACAUUACACAUAACGCCCACACACAUAAUACAUUCUACAUAACGCCCACACACAUAACACAUUCUACAUAACGCCCACACACAUAACACAUUCUACAUAACGCCCAUACACAUAACACAUUAGACAUAACACAUUACACAUUACACAUUAUACAUAAUACAUUCUACAUAACGCCCACACUGAUCCCCAUUGUCCGGCCGCCGCCAUGGUGCUGCAUCACCUGCUGGACUUUGGCAAGACGCUGCUGCGCGUGAAGGUGGUGGACUGUAACAGCGAGGACUCGCACUUGGCGCGAUGCCUCAACACCUUCGACCUGGUGGCGCUGGGCGUGGGCAGCACGCUGGGCGCCGGCGUGUACGUGCUGGCGGGCGCGGUGGCGCGCGAGAACUCGGGGCCUGCCAUCGUGCUGUCCUUCCUCAUCGCCGCGCUGGCCUCCGUGCUGGCUGGCCUGUGCUACGCCGAGUUCGGGGCGCGCGUGCCCAAGACCGGAUCGGCGUACCUGUACAGCUACGUGACGGUCGGGGAGCUCUGGGCCUUCAUCACCGGGUGGAACCUCAUCCUCUCCUACAUCAUCGGGACGUCCAGCGUUGCGAGAGCGUGGAGCGCUACGUUCGACGGGCUAAUCGGCAAACACAUUGAGCACUUCUGCCGACGGUACAUGACCAUGAACGCCCCUGGCAUCCUAGCAGAGUACCCGGACCUGUUCGCUGUGGUCAUUAUCCUAAUACUCUCAGGUCUUCUGGCAUUUGGAGUGAAGGAGUCGGCCAUCGUCAACAAGGUGUUCACCUGCAUCAACGUGCUGGUUCUGGUGUUUGUGGUGGUGUCAGGGCUUGUCAAGGGCACCGUCAAAAACUGGCACUUGGUCCCCGAGGAGAUCCUGAACAGCUCAGCCACUGUCAAUGCUAGUGCUGCCGCUACUGAGGACCUGGUUGCUCAUCUGGGUGUGGGCGGCUUCAUGCCGUUUGGCUUCCAUGGUGUUCUGUCUGGAGCGGCCACCUGCUUCUACGCCUUCGUAGGCUUCGACUGCAUCGCUACCACAGGGGAGGAGGUGAAGAAUCCCCAGCGUGCCAUCCCCAUCGGCAUCGUGUCGUCUCUGCUGAUCUGCUUCGUGGCGUACUUCGGCGUGUCCGCGGCGCUCACCAUGAUGAUGCCCUAUUACCUGCUGGACAAGAACAGCCCCCUGCCCGUGGCCUUCGAGUACGUGGGAUGGCAGGGAGCCACCUACGCCGUGGCAGUGGGCUCGCUAUGUGCCCUGUCCACCAGUCUGCUGGGCUCCAUGUUCCCCCUUCCCCGUAUUAUCUUUGCCAUGGCGCGCGACGGCCUCCUCUUCAAGUUCCUGUCGCGUGUGAGUGAGAGAAAGACGCCCAUCAUGUCCACCAUGGCGGCCGGUGGUAUGUCCGCGGUGAUGGCCUUCCUGUUUGACCUGAAGGAUCUGGUGGACCUCAUGUCCAUUGGCACACUGCUGGCCUACACCCUGGUGGCUGCCUGUGUUUUGGUGCUCAGGUACCAGCCGGCACAGCCCAGCAUGGAGUACCAGAUGGCCAGCACCCAGGAGGACGGGGAGCUGACCGAGUCCCUUGGUGCCCCCAGCAUGGGCGUGCUGCCUGGGGUGGAGGAGCACUUCAGCCUCAAGACCCUGCUCUUCCCAGAGAUCGCUGAGCCCAGUCACCUGUCCGGCUUCUCCGUCAAUAUCUGCGCCAGCAUCCUCGGCCUGUUGAUCCUGGUGUUCAGCAUCCUGUCGGUGCAGACUACUGCUCUGUGGGAGGUGGUGGCCAUGAUGACCAUCAUCUUCAUGGUCUGCAUGCUGCUGGUCUUCAUCAUCUGGAGGCAGCCCCAGAGCAGGACCAAGCUCUCCUUCAAGGUACCCUUCCUGCCCUUCCUGCCGGUCGUCAGCAUGUUUGUGAACGUCUACCUGAUGAUGCAGCUGGACAGGGGCACCUGGGUGCGCUUCGCCGUUUGGAUGGCUAUUGGGUUUGUGAUCUACUUUGGUUACGGCAUCCGGCACAGUGCGGAAGCGGGCGUGAGCCGGCGGGAGCGGCCUGAGGAGGAGCUGAGAGAGUACAAGCCCAUGACGGAAAUCAACGGGGACGCCCGCGCCUCCCCGGAAAAGGAGGCCUUCCUCCUCACCAACGGCCUCAGCAGCAGAGUCGACGACGAGGGCGACCUGCUCGAGUCAUAAACAACAAACACCCACAACAAUCACCCACCGCCUGUUUGCUCGUUGUACAUUUUAUAUUUACCAAAAAAAAAACCACCAACAGCAAAAAACGGAAUGUACAUUUGACACUACGCGAUGUCAAGGAGGAGUAUUACAUGCCCAAAUGACUUCUUUCUUUUGUUUUUAAACAAAAAAACACUUUUUUGCUAAAACGAGAGCACAAGUUAUCCCAAGAGAAACCAUAUCACAGACAGGCAGGUGUACUGCCUCCAGCCAUUAGGAGGAGGUAGAGGAGGUGGAGGAGGUGGAGCAGUCCUUGCAGUGUUUGAAAGCUGUUGAAUGUUUUGUCUGGACCUAAACUGUGUGCUGUAAGCUCAGGGUUAGAGUUCUUUGCAUUUUUGGAGGUGUGGGGUCAGUUGUCACGGGCCCAGGGAAAUGGGAGGUCCAGAUUUAGGUUCUUUGUCACGGGCCCAGGGAAAUGGGAGGUCCAGAUUUAGGUUCUUUGUCACGGGCCCAGCCAAAGCUGUCAGCGGCCCUGGACAGCAGUUGCAUGAGGUUUUUCUACUAUUGAUAUUAUCUUGAAACAUUUGAAGAGUUUGCUUCCAAAGUGCUAUAUAAAAAAACAUUUAGUGGUAUGAAGUGAGAAGCACAAUUAAAUAAACACAUGCCAUUUUUUAAAUAAUUUUGAAAAUGGAUAUGUUAAGUUUUGGAAACAAGCUCUUCAUUUCGUUCUUUGCGAGGCGUGUCUUCAUUACUUAUUGAGGACCCUCUCAGAUAUCGAUCCACAAGCUGCAAUAUUUGAUCAACAUUGCUUUUUUACAGCUCACUUGAUGAUGCAACAAAAAGAAACUCGCUUGCUUAGAAUAGCCUUUCCCUGUAUGUUACCAGAUAACCUAAC